AUGUCGUCGGGAGAAGCCCAGCUCCCACCCCCGCCGAGGGCAGUUCCUCCACCCGCACCCGAACCCGACCCCAUGGCAGCGAUGAAGCUUACCAGGGGGACCUCGUGUGUGCUGUGCCAGCAACGAAAAGUCCGCUGCGACAAGAACAAGCCGUGUGCCAACUGCGUCAAGGCCAGGGUAGAGUGUCGAGUAAUACCACCACAGCCGCCCAGAAGGCGCAAGAAGCGUCUUCAGGAACGCGAUCUCGUCGACCGCCUCAAAAAGUACGAAUCCCUCUUGGCGGAGAAUGGCGUCAAGUUCGACCCCAUCGCCGCCGAGCUCAAGGCCGGCGAUAGGAACUCGACACACCUUGACGACGACCACAUGCUCGACGAGGAUGCCGACCUCGCAAACGACUUUGAGGGGCUAAAGACCUCGCCCGAGGGGAGCACAUCCCCUUCCGUGGCAGGGAGUCGGAGAUCACAAUCCGAUAAGCCAUUUAGCAAAUGGUUUCCCUUUCACAAAGAGUUUCGAGCUAGCGAGGAGCUGUUGCGAGACUCGUCAGAAGACGAGGUUGACGGCUCAACCAUCCAUCACGCCUUUGACAAGAUGUACGAUAACCAGGACGGCUUUCCAUUCAUCGUGGGAAGUCGAAACGCCUCCGUGACGCAUCUCCACCCAUCACCUAUCCAAAUCUUUCAACUGUGGCAAAUCUACAUUAACAACGUCAACCCCUUACUCAAAAUAACGCAUGUGCCAACGGUACAGGGCCUUAUCAUCGAGGCCAGCGCCAACCUCGAAAAGAUCCCAAAGAGCGUCGAGACGCUCAUGUUUGCUAUUUACCUCAUGGCAGUCACCUCCAUGGAAGACGUCGACGUGGCAAAGAUGUUCAACGAGCCAAAGCCUACCGUCCUGUCAAGGUUCCACACCGCACUUCAGCAAGCCUUGGUCAACGCAGGCUUCAUGCGGACCAGUGAUACGAUGGUCCUCCAGGCUUACAUGCUCUACUUGAUUGCCGUUCGCAUGUUUGUCGACCCGCGGCAAAUAUUCUGUCUCGUUGGUAUCGCCGUGAGGAUAGCCCAACGUAUGGGCCUCCACCGCGACGCUGCCGCAUUCGGCCUGUCGCCGUACGAAGUCGAGCAACGCCGGCGGCUGUGGUGGACCAUUGUAGGCUACGACCGCCGGAUAGGAGAGAUGACGGGGUCGACCGUGACGGCCCUGUCUACCGCCGCCGACUGCAAGCUGCCCCUCAACAUCAACGACACAGACCUCCACGUCAACGGCAAGGACGCCCCGACCCCGCAUCAGGGCGUGACGGAGAUGCUCUUCGUCCUCAUCCGGACAGAGCUGGCCAUGGCCAUCAGCAGCGACACCUUGCGCGACGGUCAACGCCACAGCGACAAGGACAAGGACGCCGGCGGCGGCGGAGGCACCGGCACCAGUACCGGCCCCCAAGCCCCGCCGCGGCCCAUCUCAACGGUGCGCAUGGCCGGCCAGGACCAAGUCUACACCCUCGACGGCUUCUUCGCGCACAUUGAAGGCACGUACCUUAAGUGGUGCGACCCCAAGAUCCCACUACACUUCUUCACCCUCACCAUGACGCGACAAUCGCUCUGCAAGAUGCGCGUCAUCUCGUUCCUCGUGCGCAUGGGCAACGGCGAGGCGACGACGCUGGCGGAGCACGAGCGCGACACGCUCUUCCUCGAGGCCGUCCAGAUGAUUGAGUACGACAACGUCGUCCAGGCCGCCGACAGCCUGCAGGGGUACAAGUGGUACACGUACCUCCACUUCCCGUUCCCCGCGUACAUGUUCUUGGUGACGGAGCUGCGGCACAGGUUGACGGGCACCAUGGUCGAGCGCGCGUGGGACGCCAUCGCCGAGAACCACGAGCGGAGGGGUCUGAUGAGCACGCUGCACAGUCCCAUGCACAUUGCGUUUGGCAACCUGUUCAUCAAAGCGUGGGACGCGCACGCGGCUGGGCAGGAGCAGAUUGGGAAGAAGCCGGUGCAGGAGCCCAUGUGGAUCACGAGACUUCGGCAACGGGCGGAGAAGAUGGGGAAGAAGCAGCACGGGGGUGGGGGUGGGGGUGGGGGUGGACGCCGGCCCGGGCCGGAGAUGGGCAUGGGCGGUCCCGGCGUCGGUGUUCCACCAGGCGGCGGCGUUUCGCAGCAGGCGGGUGGCGUGGGCAGGGCAGCGCCGGUGAACAACACCGCGUCGCAGCUCCCGAUGCAGCAGAUUCCGCAAAACAUGAUGAUGACACCGCCGUCCGUGACGGCGGGCACGCCAGUGAUGAACCCGCCUCCGUCCGAGGCCGACGUCAUCGACAUGGACUGGAGCUACCUGAUGCAAGGAUACGACAUGGACACGUACGGGGCCUUUGGAGGCGGUUUCGGUGGGUUUCCCAUGGGCGGGAACGGCAUGGUUGGCGGCGGACCCGGCAUGAUGGGCAACCCGGACGGUAACAACAUGUUUGGAAAUUAG
This is a messenger RNA of Colletotrichum paranaense, 2460 nucleotides long. Its product is annotated as fungal specific transcription factor domain-containing protein. Gene Ontology annotation, biological process: DNA-templated transcription; regulation of DNA-templated transcription. The transcript has 4 exons. NCBI's taxonomy places the organism in Eukaryota, Fungi, Ascomycota, Sordariomycetes, Glomerellales, Glomerellaceae. Bases 1 to 2460 code for a protein of 819 amino acids. Gene Ontology annotation, molecular function: DNA-binding transcription factor activity, RNA polymerase II-specific; zinc ion binding; DNA binding. The record is from RefSeq and is a predicted model, not a curated record.